This is a messenger RNA of Menidia menidia (Atlantic silverside), 3248 nucleotides long. The record is from the annotation of a GenBank genome assembly. NCBI's taxonomy places the organism in Eukaryota, Metazoa, Chordata, Actinopteri, Atheriniformes, Atherinopsidae.
CAAGACCGACUGUCAGUCUAAACUCAAAAAGAAGAAGAAGGUGAACCCUCCCGCUCCGCCCUCUCAGACACACUGUACAGUAAAAGCUAACUGGGAUAUUUAAAAAAACACUAUACAAUUAAACACACAGUAAAUUCCAACGUCAAGAAUGAGCGGGAUACCAGGGACUGCAGUCGUCCAGGUCACCAACCUGUCCUCGGCUGUGAGCAGCGAGCAGAUGCGGACUCUGUUCGGCUUCCUGGGAGACAUCGAGGAACUGCGCCUCUAUCCGCCGGACAACGCUCCCCUGUCUUUUUCGUCUAAAGUGUGUUACAUAAAGUACCGAGAGCCUUCCAGUGUUGGUGUGGCGCAACAUCUCACCAACACUGUUUUUAUUGACAGAGCUUUGAUAGUGGUGCCAUGUGCGGAAGGGAAAAUCCCAGAAGAGGCCAAGGCUCUGUCUCUGCUGGCACCUGCCGCCCCAGUGCCCAGCCUGAUUCCCGGUGGAGGAUUACUGCCAAUUCCGACCCCAGCUCCACUUCAGAAUCUGAACCUCCCGCUGGUGAACCGGGUUUCCGGCGGCCUGAGCCCCACCUCCUCGGUGAUCUCCCAGCCUCCGCUCGUAGGGAAUGUCGACCCGUCCAAAAUCGACGAGAUCCGGCGGACGGUUUACGUUGGCAACUUGAACUCACAGACCACCACUGCAGAACAGCUGUUGGAGUUCUUCAAGCAGGUGGGCGACGUCAAGUUCGUGCGAAUGGCGGGCGACGAGACCCAGCCCACACGCUUUGCCUUCGUGGAGUUUGUGGAGCAGGACUCCGUCGCCAGAGCUCUGACGUUCAACGGAGUCAUGUUUGGAGACAGGCCCCUGAAGGUGAAUCAUUCCAAUAACGCCAUAGUCAAACCCCCGGAGCUGACGCCCCAGGCUGCAGCCAAGGAGCUGGAGAGCGUGAUGAAGAGGGUGAGAGAAGCCCAGUCCACCAUCGCCGCCGCCAUAGAGCCAGCAGAGACCCCGGUGCGUUCCUCCAGCCGGUCCAUGAGGCUGCGGCGCUCUCGGUCGCGCUCGCACUCCAGAUCCCGCCGGAAAAGGUCCCGCUCCAAGCACAGACCGUCGAAGAGGUUGUGGACGGGGGGCGACUCGCACAGCUCCAGAAGCGGCCACAGGAGGCGCUCUCGCUCCAAAGACAGGAGGCGCGCCCGCAGUCGCUCCAGAGGCCACAAAAGGAGGAGCAAGGAUCGGUCCAGAAGCCCCCGAAGGAAAGCCCGGUCGCCCUCCCCAAAACGAGGUAAGAGGGAGAAGAGGAGGGAGCGCAGCAGGGACAGAAGGGAGCAGUCCGCAUCCCGGAAGAGGAGCCGCAAAGAUGAAGACAGGAUAAAGAGCAAAUCCAAGACCUCAAAGCAGGAGGCGACUCACAACAGAGAGAAGGAAGAGUAUGAAAGUUACAGAGAGGACUCGGCCUCGCCAAGCGAGGACGUGAUGUCAUCACCCUGCGCCCAGCACAACGGCAGCUACAAGGCCCACAGCCAACUGGACAGCACCAAGUGACCGUCUCAGCCCCGCCGCCCCAUCCCAGCGUCCACAUGCGUGAAAAACUGAAUAACCGUCACAGAAUCAUUCGUCUUAACAUUGCUCCAAUAGUUUUUCCUUCUUUUCUUCAGGCAGUACUUUUUUUUUAAGGCUUUUCUGUUGGCUGGUGGUGGUCCCCACCUGCAUGCUUGCUCUGAGGGAGGACACUCGUACCACACCCAGCAUCACAGCUGCUUUCCCCGGUGGCUCCAUCACUGCCCCCCCCUCCCCCAUGUUCCCCCUUCCCCUUCAUCACUGUCUGUAAACUUUAAUAAGUUAAGAGGAAACCUAAAAAAGACAUUUUAUUCCCCCAGAUUAUCAGCAUUUGUCACAUUGCAACACAAACCCCAUUUCCUUAACUUGAUAAACUCCAUAACUCAGCUUUCCGAGCAGCAAGAAGCCGCACCUUAAUAAUCGUCUUGCUUAUGAGGUGGCUGUUUCCAUGCCUGUAGUCAGAGAGAACGGGGUUCAAACGGUCAGCUGCGACACCGAGAGAGGAAGAAGGCAGCUGCGAGAAAGGAAAGGAAGAAAAAAGAGCUUGGCUAAUCAGCUAUGUUUGUACGUGUGCAAACGCUCAAAGUCAUGUCAUACAGAGUUUUAUCUGUAAAGCUGAUCUGCUCGUAGAGUGUUUCUCUAUCCUGUAUUUCAGGUAAGCUUUGCCACAUGUCAGAUAUAAUGUUGCCUCAAAAUGAAUCAUGAAUCUCCCUUUUGGCCUCUAACAUGCUGUGAUGAUGGUCCUUAAAUGAGUUAGACUGUAUUUUAAGAUGUAAAGAUUUUAGUUAAACAAUCAGUUACAGAUUCAAACUAUUCCCCGAACACGUAUACGUGCGUUUUGUUUAUUUCGAAGCUCUCACUUCAACCUGUUUUGUGAAAAGCUGGCCGUCUUAUUUCACGUGGUGUUUGUUGGGUGAGGUGUUUUUAACCAUUUUCAUUCAUUCUGUGGCUCUUCUUUUUGUGCGGCUGCGACAACUUCCCUUAUGUGGUUUGUUUAUUUACUGACUGAAGCAGUGGUACCGAGUUAAAAAUGGGAAGAUGAAAGAACAAAAAAUAAAGUAGCACACCCCCCACCCCCCUUCCCUCACUCACAAGCCUCCAGCUUGUUGUCAUUUUCUUGAAAGUCAUCUCUAUAGCGACCCACAUUUUUAUUUCUUAAAUUCGGUUUUCUUCUUGGAUCUCUCCUCUGACUUUUUAUGAAAUAUUUAUUUAUUUUUAUUUAUUUUUUAAUAAUUCCAACAAGAGAUUAAAAAAAACUAGUAUCACUGAGAAAAUUGAUUCUGACAUCUGUUCUUUGUGUAGAUGAAGGUAUAUUUAAACUCCCAAGGUUUGUGACUUGUUCAUUUACCGUUUGACUUCCUGUUUCCACAUCAUCUGGGAACCGAGCUGUGCUGCAAAACCCACUCCACAGGGCCGUUGUAAUUACUCUGUUGAACUUUGUUUUUUUUAAUAACUUUUUUUUAAUUUAGCUAAUGUGAAAGCAUUGCUUCCCUGUUUGUGGAGUUGUUUUUUCCCCCUAUAAAUAUAUAUCUGUACCGAAGUAGCUGCAGGCUCGGCGUGUAGAUAAGGUCAAAGGUCAGCAAACUGCUUGCAAGCACAGAAAUGUCAAAAAGUGCCUAGAUUAUAAUUGUACAGAAUAUCCAAGAUGAAUAAUAUGUUCUUUUAAAGUGUUGUACACAGUGUGUGGUAAUUGGUAGCAGAGUAGACU